GUGUCCCGUGGUCUUUCUCCUAUCUGCUUCUUGUGUCCUCUCGACCCCAGGGUUCAUUGCUCCCAGAAAUGCAGUAAUCUGACUGAUAACUAGACUGAGACUCACGUUCUCUUUUUCCAUGGGAGGUCUUCAAUUCCCUAGAGUUCAUACCUCUCUGUUUCUUCCUCUUUUUCUCGUUCAGUUGGCAUGGUUUCAGUCUCCCUCAUCGGCAUACACCGUCCCCGAUAAGUAUUUUAUCAGCUGUGGGUCAAAUAACAACGUAACAGACACAGAAAGUGGUCGGGUUUUCGCGGGGGAUUCUUCUCUUUCCUUGUCCUUUCCAAAGCAGAGUAGCGCCGUGGAAGCGGGCACUCAGUCAUCGGCCGUAUCUCCUAUCUACCAAACGGCAAGGGUCUUCCAACAGAAAUUCUCGUACGAAUUCACAACAGACACUUCUGGCUCUUAUCUGGUACGCCUUCAUUUCUUUGCUUUCCAUUCCUCAAGCAAUCUCCCCUCUGCUCGCUUUAAUGUUUCGGUUCCUGGGUUCUGGCUCUUGCAAAAUUUCGCUGCCAAAAAUGCUAGCAAUUCUCCUUUAGUGAAAGAAUUCUUCAUAAGCAUCAAUGCCACCGACUUCAAAAUCACUUUCAGGCCUCUGGAAUCAUCAUUUGCAUUUGUUAAUGCCAUAGAACUCUUCCUUCUCCCCGAUAAUUUCAUUCUAGAUUAUGUUCCGACCGUGACACCCAGUGGCGAUUCUGCGAAUUACGCGGGUUUGCAGUCUCGGGGGUUACAGAUGACUUACAGGCUUAAUGUUGGGGGCCCUAAUGUCUCAAGAAGCCAGGAUGAACUUUUUAGAUUCUGGGAAAUAGACGAUCCUUAUUUGUCUAACCCGCGGGCUGCUGAUACUAACAGGUCCACUGUUGAUAUUCAAUACCGGGACGUAAAUUCUGGAUCUGAUGUUGUUUAUUGGGCUACCAAGUAUACUGCCCCGAACAGUGUUUACCUAAGUGACAAAAAGGUUCAUUUGAAUGCCAAUGCUUCUGCCUCUGAUUUCCUUAACAUAACCUGGGGUCUUGCUGUAGAAAAGAAAGCUAAUUAUCUUGUUCGGGUUCACUUCUGUGACUUGGAGAGUUCUUCUCCUAAUCUUACAUACUUCAAUCUAUUCAUCUACAACAACUCCCGCUCAAUGAUCAAUUCCAUCAACAUAUCUAACCAGUUGCCUGUUCCAUUUUAUUAUGAUUAUGUGGUCAAUACUGAUGCCUCUGGAUUCGUGACUAUCAGCAUAGCACCUCUUCCUUCUCCAGUUCCAAAUACGUAUCUGAACGGCCUAGAAAUUAUGAGAAUUAUUGAUUCUUCAAAUUCCGUACCGUUGGAGGAAUCAAAUGUGAAUAAGCAUCUCCCUCUCGUGUUGGGUUUAUCGCUUGGAGUUGGAGGUUCCGUCCUAAUUUCUAUUAUACUGGUUGGGCUAAUUUGGCGGGCGAAGUUUAUGAAGCAACAACCUAAGCCUGUUGAUAAUCCAGACUGGUUACCAUUGCCGUUUUAUGGAGGAGGAAGUUCUCACAGCAGAUUGACUGAAGAAACUUCCCAUGGCUCUCCUCUUCCAAACUUAAAUCUUGGGCUCAAAAUCCCUUUCGUUGAGAUCCAAUCUGCAACCAACAACUUUGAUACAAAAAGAUUAAUUGGAAAGGGCGGUUUUGGCAACGUUUACAAGGGAGUUCUCAGGAAUGGUUUGAGAGUGGCUGUGAAAAGAAGUGAGCCUGGGUCAGGACAAGGCCUUCCAGAAUUCCAGACAGAGAUUAUGGUUCUGUCCAAAAUUCGACACAGGCACCUUGUUUCCUUGAUUGGGUAUUGUGAUGAAAGGUCUGAAAUGAUUUUAGUUUAUGAAUAUAUGGAAAAAGGGACACUGAGGGAUCAUUUGUACAAUUCAAAUCUGCCAAGCUUGCCUUGGAAGCAGAGGCUUGAGAUUUGCAUUGGAGCUGCGGGGGGUCUUCAUUACCUUCACAAAGGAGCAUCAGGGGGCAUCAUUCACCGAGACGUUAAGUCUACAAAUAUAUUGCUUGAUGAAAACCAUGUUGCUAAAGUUGCUGACUUUGGCCUCUCAAGAACAGGCCCUCUUGAUCAUCAACCUUAUGUCAGCACCGGUGUUAAAGGCACCUUUGGGUAUCUAGAUCCUGAGUAUUUUCGGUCACAACAGUUAACAGAAAAAUCUGAUGUUUACUCAUUUGGCGUGGUACUUCUUGAAGUGUUAUGUGCAAGACCAGCCAUUGAACCUAUGCUGCCACGGGAGCAGGUGAACUUGGCUGAAUGGGGACUCCUUUGCAAAAACAAAGGAAUGCUCCAAGAGAUUAUAGAUCCUUCCAUCAAGGGGCAAAUAGAUCCAAACUCACUCAGGAAAUUUAGCGAGACAGUGGAGAAAUGUUUACAAGAAGAUGGCUCUGAUAGGCCUAGCAUGGGUGACGUAUUGUGGGACCUGGAGUAUGCACUACAGCUUCAGCGAGGCUCAAUUCAGAGAGAACCCCAUGAGGACAGCUCUAGUGGUGCUUCUGCAUCAAUUCAACUGCCCAGUGUUCGUCGACUUCCUUCACUUUCUACACUUGGUGAAUCAGGUGAUAUGUCCAUGGUAAGGGAAGACGAAUCUGAUAACACAGUGGGUUCAGUUUUCUCACAGUUGAAAAUUGAUGAUGCGAGAUAGGUUAUCAUCAUCAAGCCCUUCGAGGUAGGGAUCAUGAAUUGAAAGGCUGCUAGUGACCAGAACCUUUUCUGCUGGGCCCUGAAGCCAUUGUAUGGAAUUCCUUCCCAAUCAAAACCCGACUGCUUUGAUUUUCUGCACGGUUGUCUGUCUUUUGCUCGACUGAAGAAGCUCCCCUUGGACUAUCAGUCUGUUCUCGAGGUUGAUGAAUAUUGGCCCUCUGUUCCUUGACUGUUGAUGCAAGAACUCUACCAUUGACAAGACAGGGCCUUGUCAAAGAGAGCAUCAUCGUCAUCAUGAGGGCGAUCAGAAGGAAAAGAGAGAGCCUUCUCAUUCUAGAGUUGGCAGAAACUGUCUCUCCCAACCCUAUUGGUAAUGAGAAGCUUGAAACUUUUAUACCCGAACAGAGUGACGAAGGUGAAAAGAUACGUUUGGCAUCUCCAACGAGUAUGCUAUGCGUUCUUUUGCAUAUGAACGAGGAGCUUGGAAGGGCAAAUGGACGGUGAAGGGCUUUUAAGGGUGGGACCUCUUAAAGACAGUAUAAGUUGACCGAAACUUUUCUUAUAGGCGAUAAUCAGGCACAGUCAUCCCUAUUACCCAAUACCACCCUUCCCAUUUGAGUCAGGUUCAAAGCUUGACUUUAGAGAAUGGCUUUGUGACUUGGGAAACACGCAGGAUCCAGGCGUUCCAAGCUUCUGGUGCAUUUUGUUAUGGUGAGGAAAGUGGGUACCUGAUGCAAAAGUGGGGGCGGAAUCAAUAUACCAAGGUGAUUAUGAGCCAGCGGAGUCUUUGGACUUGGGUUCACAUCCUCACAAAUUGCACUGACAGGAAAGAUUGCGAGAUUCUCAAUUAUUUAUUUUCUGUGGAUAGGAGUAAAUGAAUAAAUUUGUGUUGUCUCAAGGCUUUUAUAAUUCACUGGGUUAUUCAGGAAAUUGUGUCUGGCUAUUUCUUUCGGCGCAUGAAGAGGAGAAAAAUGGGAAGGAAGGUAUCUACAGGUUUACAACUGUAGCACAAAAUAAGGGGAGGUGUGCGUGCGUCAACAAAUUAAUGGAGGAAAGGUGUAGUAAGCGCAUGUUCUCUUAUUCCUUUUUCACUUUUUGAAAUCGAUGGACGACAGAAUGGUGCAUCCACGCUCAAAGAUAGCCAGAAUCAUCAAUUGGUGGUUUCCAAUCAUUUUUUUAUUUAAAUCCAAAGGGCCUAAAAAUCUAAGCAUCUUUUAGUAAAAGGAAUGGAACGGAAUAUGUAAUUUUACCUACAACCUUGGCCCUUUUCCACACUCUGUUUUUUAUCAGAAGUGCCAUCUCACGCAAAAAGAUUGAGUUUU
Molecule: messenger RNA, 3989 nt
Organism: Neltuma alba
Lineage: Eukaryota; Viridiplantae; Streptophyta; Magnoliopsida; Fabales; Fabaceae
Product: probable receptor-like protein kinase At2g23200
Exons: 2
Coding region: 119-2668 (849 amino acids)
Biological process (GO): protein autophosphorylation
Cellular component (GO): plasmodesma; plasma membrane
Molecular function (GO): ATP binding; transmembrane receptor protein tyrosine kinase activity
Source: RefSeq, a predicted model, not a curated record